Messenger RNA from Lineus longissimus, 1043 nucleotides. RefSeq names its product AAC-rich mRNA clone AAC4 protein-like. Lineage: Eukaryota; Metazoa; Nemertea; Pilidiophora; Heteronemertea; Lineidae. The annotation marks the transcript as partial. The record is from RefSeq and is a predicted model, not a curated record. The transcript has 3 exons.
UGCAUCAUUCCUCAACAAGGCGCCGACACCGGCAUCAUCAUCGGAUUUUCUCCCCCGACCAGCCUCGACAGUGCGCCCCUAAAUACGUGCCUCACAUUGAAGCAUGGGAUACGAACGCCAGUUUUUUCAAGGGCCGAGGAUUGCUACAGCAACAGAACGAACGUUGGGACGAAAUUUGUCUCGCAGUCAGAAAAUGUUAACCUAUUCAUCAGCGAGAACUUCUCCGUCAAUUUGAGGCAAUGCGUGAAACUGAUAAAACUCAUCAAAGACAAUUCUUCUGCUGGGCUGGUCCAGUGCGAAUUUGACCCCUUCAGACGUUUUGACAAGAUGACUCUCUCAGACGACGCAAACAAAAUCAAAGAUCUGCCAAAUGCCGGGGGAAAUUCUAUGGUCUCCGAGGUUUUGUCUUACGAAAUGUUGAAGAGGACUUUCGGCGCCGAGCUUCAUAAGACGGAGAUGGAGGUCGUCUAUUUCCCGUAUGGUGGCGCCAUGACCGACUACACCUGCAAACUGUUCGACACGACAGUUGGCGUCUCGGUUACCAGAGCUAUGAAGUUCAGCGGGGAAUACACCCUGGAAGAUGCCCAGAGGAUAUUGAACAAGAAGUUACAUGGGGUCAUCCGUUCAACCCAGACCUCCCUUGAGAAGUGGUCCAAACAGAUUCUCCAUAUAUGGGCAGAGACCAAGCACGCAGCGAACUAUCUGACGCAGGCCUAUGACGCAAUCAGUGACGUCACGAAAUUCAACACUGUGGUGUUAAUUACAGUGGCCAAUCACAGGAAAGCUCCGGAGAUUUUCUAUAACAAGUGACAAAGCAAAACUGUUAUACAAAGGCCUAUUACAGGUAGAAUAUACAUUUGUGCAUGUGCCUCUCACUGUGUCUGGCUCAAACACGUCGACACAGUACAUGUAACUAGUGAAUAGUAUUUAUACUUUUCUAAAUGUUUUCAGCAGUGUUUUAUCUAUUGUCUUUCGGCCGAAAGCACUUUUGUUUAUGCAUUUACAUGUAGAUAUAUGUUGUAAUAAAUGUUGUAUUUUAUAAA